Motacilla alba alba is the source of this 925-nucleotide messenger RNA. RefSeq names its product glutathione peroxidase 2 (gene GPX2). The record is from RefSeq and is a predicted model, not a curated record. Gene Ontology annotation, biological process: response to oxidative stress. The transcript has 2 exons. Gene Ontology annotation, molecular function: glutathione peroxidase activity. NCBI's taxonomy places the organism in Eukaryota, Metazoa, Chordata, Aves, Passeriformes, Motacillidae.
ACCUUCCUCCUUCCACGGGUGGGACAGGCGGCUCAGGUUUCUCCUGAGCCGCGGCGGGGCCUGGAGACCUUUGGACCAUGACGUGAGCACCGGGAAGCCCUUAAGAGGCGGCACAGGGCACAGGGCACAAGCAGACGCACACCUGCAGCCAUGACCGUCCCCAUCGCCAAGUCCUUCUAUGACCUGAGCGCCACCUCCUUGCAGGGGGAAAAAGUGGAUUUUGGUGUUUUCCGGGGCCGCGUGGUCCUGAUCGAGAACGUGGCUUCUCUCUGAGGCACCACGGUGCGGGAUUACACCCAGCUCAACCAGCUCCAAGCCCGCUACCCCCGGCGGCUGGUCGUGCUGGGCUUCCCCUGCAACCAGUUUGGAUACCAGGAAAACGGCACCAACGAAGAGAUCCUCAACACCCUGAAGCACGUGCGGCCUGGGGGUGGCUUCGAGCCCAACUUCACCUUGUUCCAGAAGUGCCAGGUGAACGGGAGCGACACCCAUCCCGUGUUCGCCUACCUCAAGGCUCACCUGCCCGCACCGGCCGACGAGCCUGCACACCUGAUGGCCGAGCCCCGCUUCGUCGUCUGGAGCCCUGUGCGGCGCUCCGAUAUCUCCUGGAAUUUUGAGAAGUUCCUGGUGGGGCCUGAGGGGGAACCGUUCCGGCGCUACAGCCCCCGUGUGCCCACGGCCCAGCUGGAGCCCGACAUCCAGCGUCUCCUCAAGCUGGCCAAGUAAUCCUAGCUCCGGUGUGAUCCUGGCUCUGGUGUGAUCCCGGCUCUGGCGUCACCCCGGGAUGGCCCCAGCUCUCCGCAGAGUGACAGCCCCCUCUGAAACCUCCACGGGGAGGGGGCUUGAUGGGGGCAGAGGGUUGGAGCCGCCGGGGCGGCGUGGGCCGGUGGCAAUAAAUGAGCCGCAGGGAGCGUGCCUGGAUCCA